Eremothecium sinecaudum is the source of this 453-nucleotide messenger RNA. RefSeq lists its product as uncharacterized. The transcript has a single exon. Lineage: Eukaryota; Fungi; Ascomycota; Saccharomycetes; Saccharomycetales; Saccharomycetaceae. The record is from RefSeq and is a predicted model, not a curated record. Bases 1 to 453 code for a protein of 150 amino acids.
AUGAAAGCUUCCAAAGUUGUUACCUUUAAUAUCGCCCUAGCUGCUGUUGCAGCCGUUGCUCAAGAUGAGUCUACCACUUACGGCAGGUUUGACAAGACCUCUGAAACUCCUACCCCAUCUGACAGCACUUACGGAAGGUUUGAUAAGACUUCCGAAUCUCCAAGCCCAUCGGAUCCCAACUACGGUAGAUUCGACAAAACCUCUGAGUCUUCUUCGUCAAGCGAUUCUACAUACGGAAGAUUUGACAAGACACCUAGGACGACCUCUACUUCUGAUUCUACCUACGGCAGAUUUGAUAAAACUUCCGAGAGUUCUUCAUCCACAGACUCCACCUACGGUAGAUUUGACAAGACUUCCGCUAGUCACGAAAAUGCAGCUAUCAUUGGCGCCACUGGUGCAUUUGGAGCUACUUUUGGCGGUGUUUUCGUCUUAGGCGCCAUGAUGCUACUUUAA